Messenger RNA from Magallana angulata, 1597 nucleotides. Its product is annotated as archaemetzincin-2-like. Bases 102 to 1199 code for a protein of 365 amino acids. The record is from RefSeq and is a predicted model, not a curated record. Gene Ontology annotation, biological process: proteolysis. Gene Ontology annotation, molecular function: metallopeptidase activity. NCBI's taxonomy places the organism in Eukaryota, Metazoa, Mollusca, Bivalvia, Ostreida, Ostreidae. The transcript is spliced from 3 exons.
UAUUAAAUUUUGAUCAACAUCCUUUGACAGGUUCUCCCAAAGUUGAAAGUAGGAUUUCAUCGUUUUAUCAUGUUUUUUGUGUUAGAGUGAAUUAGUGCUCAAUGGGAAGUUCAUCUUCAAGAAAUGCUGAGGCUUCUCAGAGGCGCUAUCUCAUAGGGACAUUGACCAAAAAGUCUUGCGUGGAACAGAAAUUCUUUGGACUUUCUCAGUUAAUUGAUCUAAAAUGUACUUCUCAAAGUAAAGGGUCGACAGGGAAGGGCAAUAAUUAUGAUCACAAUGGUGUUAAAGCCCAAGACAGAGACCACAUGGACUUGUGCAAUACCAAUGGAGCAACUCUAUAUAAACCUAUGCCUUUGAAUAAACCUUUGUAUGCAUCAGAAACAUUUGUGAACUGGAAAUCGCAUUAUGAUAUUGAAAGAAUGCAGAUGAAACUAAUGCAAAGAAAAACUGCCGUCUAUUUAGUACCAAUUGGAAGUUUCCCAUCUUUUGUCAUGGACUUUAAACUGAAUAUGAGUGGUAAAGUCUGCUCUCUGUUUGAAAUUCUAGGAACUUUUUUGGGAAUAUUUUAUCAAGAAAUGGCUGUCAGUUGGUUAGAUUCUGUUGAUCCAGAGAAAGAAAACUGGAAUAUAACUACAAGAAAUCACAAAGUUACAGGAAAGAGACAGUAUCUUGUGUCUGAUUUCUAUCCUCAACUCAAAAAAUGGAAGCCCAAAAACACUUAUGGUAUCUUGGGAUUAACAUGGACUGACCUAUAUCCAACUGAGAGUUUAAAUUUUGUUCUGGGAGAGGCGUCUAAACGACACAGGUCAGGAGUGAUAAGUUUUGGACGAUUUGAACCAAAGACAUUUGAUCCAGAAAAAAGCAGAGAUAUAGAAGACAUCGAUCCUAUUAUUAUGUGGAAAUUAUUAAAGGUCUCCAGUCAUGAACUAGGACAUUUGUUUGGCCUCUCUCAUUGCGACUUCUUCCUGUGUGGGAUGAAUGGCAGCUCAUCAGUGGAGGAGGCCAUGUUACAACCUCUCUUCUUCUGUCCAGUCUGCAUCAGAAAACUCCAGUAUGCCUGUAAAUUUGACAUUGUAAAGCGAUACACCGAAUUAAGACAAUUUUUCACUGAAUUAAAUGGCGCUAUGCCAUUUGAUAGACUUCAGCAAUGUGUUGAGUGGUUGGACAAUUGUUUAGAUUUUUUAUUAAAUGAUAAAUAAAAAAAAUGAAAUUUAAUUGAAAAAGAUAAAUCUGUAUUGCUGGUUUAAUUUAUUAAAAUAAUAAGAUUAUAUGUAUAUUUGAGGAAACAAAAAAACCAUAUUCAAAAAUAAAUAAUUUCAAAUUUCACAAAAGGAACUUUUGUUUGUUAUUAAAACUGCUUUGUAUAACGUUGAGAAAUAUUAAUAUACAUGUAUGAGUUCAAAAAUAUCUGUUCACAGUAAGAACUUAAUAGAUUAGUAUUGCCUCGCAAUUUUAGACCAGACAGAUAUUAUACAUGUUAUACCAGACAAAUAAAGCGUAAAAAUAUUUUGAACCUUUGCUUUUCUUGUAAAAUAGAAAAGUAACUUUAAGUCUUGCUUACAAUAUAAUGCAGGCACGUGGCACCGGUGACCCCCCC